Molecule: messenger RNA, 1008 nt
Organism: Daktulosphaira vitifoliae (grape phylloxera)
Lineage: Eukaryota; Metazoa; Arthropoda; Insecta; Hemiptera; Phylloxeridae
Gene: eca
Product: transmembrane emp24 domain-containing protein eca
Exons: 5
Coding region: 272-916 (214 amino acids)
Biological process (GO): Golgi organization; intracellular protein transport; endoplasmic reticulum to Golgi vesicle-mediated transport
Cellular component (GO): endoplasmic reticulum; endoplasmic reticulum-Golgi intermediate compartment; COPII-coated ER to Golgi transport vesicle
Source: RefSeq, a predicted model, not a curated record
ACAUGAUAAGAGGAAUAUGGCUGCCACAGUUUUCAAUUUUUAGUUGAUGGCAUUUUGAUUAGUAAAAUAAUAUUUACGAUUUCUCAUUUUAUAAUUAUUUAUCAACUGCACAUCAAUAUGCAUAAUUAUUGAUCAUUCAAACCUAUUAGUAUUAACAUCUUAUUGUAAUGUUUCUGCAGGUGUAAUUAAUGUAAAUUUUUGUAAAGAACACGAAUAUUAAAAAUAAAAACUAAAUUAUAAUUAAAUUUGUUUUUACCAAUUUGUAAAGAAGAUGAAAAAUAUUUUAUUCUUUUGUAUUACAUUAUAUGUGGCAUCCGUGAAGUGCUUAUACUUCCAUAUUGGUGAAACUGAACGAAAAUGCUUCAUUGAAGAAAUUCCAGAUGAAACAACAGUUGUUUCUCACUAUAAAGUUGAACUAUUUGAUGUACGAACUGGAGGUUUUACGCCUCCUUCACCUGGCAUUGGUAUGAAUGUUGAAGUUAAAGAUCCAGAUAUGAAAAUUAUUUUAUCUCGUGUAUAUAGUUAUGAAGGUAAAAUUUCAUUUACUUCUCAUACACCAGGUGAACAUAUAAUAUGUUUAUAUUCAAAUACUACAGCUUGGGUUAGUGGUACACAACUGAGAGUUCAUUUAGAUAUCCAGGUUGGUGAUCAAGCAAUUGAUUAUGCUCAGGUAGCACAAAAAGAAAAACUGUCAGACCUACAAUUGAGAAUUAGACAAUUAGUAGAACAAGUCGAACAGAUUACAAAAGAACAAAGUUACCAAAGAUUCCGUGAAGAAAGAUUUCGUCAAACUAGUGAGAGUACACAUCAACGUGUGUUUUGGUGGUCACUUACACAACUGUUCAUAUUAUUGGUCAUGGGCUUUUGGCAAAUGAGACAUUUAAAAAGUUUCUUUGAAGCUAAAAAACUUGUUUAAAUAAGUUUAUUGUACUUUAAUGCUUAAGUAAAAAAAAGAUGUAUGAUUUUAUAUCUUUGUAUUACAAUAAAUAUGUAUUCAAUAUAUUUUUA